UAAAACCCGGAUGAUUAAUAGAGACGCACAGUCCACCAGUGUCAGCAGUCGACUUGGUGAAGUAUCAACAACCCAAUGUUGCGCCAAUAUUGACGUAUUUUUGAUUUAUGUAUCUUUUAAUAGUCGGUUCGGUAUACAGUUGCCACAAACAUGGGGGCGAGGUUCGACAGCGAGGUGGCGUCGAUGGUCGAUGUCGCUUUCCGAGCCACUGUGUCGGUCUUCAGGAGCGUGUGGGAGAAACAAGCGCCCAAUUCGGUGUUAGAAGAGCUCAGCCUCUUUGGCGACCUGCGGGAGAUCGAGCGCAAUCUGCUGGCUCAGCUCCAGCGAGUGUUCGCCGAGUUAUGCGACGAGAACGAGACGCUAAAGGCCAAAGUGGACCAGCUGGAGGACGUGAUGCAGAGGAAGGCCGGACUGCUGGAACAGGAGUUGAACGUCCGGGUAGGACAACUAGGCAGAGACAUGGAGCUGCUGGAGAAGGAGAUCAAGAGCAUCAGCGAUGGAGGGGCUGCGGCAGGAGAAGCCUCACUGUCGUCAGUCUCCGUCAACCAGACCUUCGCUGACACAGAAUCCAGUUUGAGUGUCUCAGAAGCAGUUAGUGACGAGGCGGACCGGAGUCCUAAAAUGGACCCACGGUCCAAAGUUCCCCAAGCGAUGAAGGUCAGCGAGCUCGGUGCCGUGCUUAUCGUGGAAGAUGGAGCGUCUGCUGUACAGGAGACAACAGAAGAAUCGCUCGUGGUGCAUCAUGACCCCCAACUUGCGUCCUCACCUCCAGAUGCUCCAAGUCCCAAUUCCUGCUCUCUUAACAGUCAGGAGUUGGCGCAGGAACAGGCACAAAAACAGGGCUCAGUGGAAGAAUCUUCAUCAGGUAGACCGAGAAGAACAAGGAAGCCAAGUUUCAAAGUGGAAAUGGCUCUCUCAACGUCCAUCGACAUAAGCGACGACGAAAGAGACUCUGGCGAAGACGAAGAUAACCCGAGGAAGAAGGCACGGCGGAACGUGAAGCGCUUUGCAUGUGAUGAAUGUGACGCCGCUUUCUACUGGAAGGCCGACCUGAAGAAGCAUGCGGUGCUCCACAAGCAGCCCUUCCCGUGCCAGCAGUGCGACGAGAGCUUCUCUGAGAAAAAGUAUCUGGAGGACCAUGAGCUGAGCCACCAGGCGGUAUCCAAGGCACCGCUACCCUUCCCGUGCCCACGCUGCAAGCGCUCCUACCGCAAGGAGGAGUCUCUACAGAACCACCUGAAGCGCCAUCAGCCAUUGGCCGAGCCAAAGCCUUUCACCUGCGAGCAGUGCGGCAAGACAUUUCGUGUAGAACGCUCUCUGGAGAACCACCUGCUGCGCCACCAGAAGUGGAAGGAGCCACUCCAGUGCACGCUGUGCAACAAGACCUGCAAGACGGCGGUGCAGCUGCGGGGCCACAUGGUGGUGCACUCGGAGGAGCGCCCAUUCAGCUGCGCUACCUGCGGCAAGGAGUUCAAGAGCAAGGACACGCUGCGUUUCCACCAAAUGGUUCACACCAACGCCAAGAAGUACAAGUGCAACAUGUGCGAAGAGACUUUCAAGUACGCCCACUCGCUAACCGUGCACAAACGCAAGCACACCGGCAUCACUCCGUUCGUAUGUGGUGUGUGCGGACGCUCGUACCGCACCGGGACGGCACUCAAACGGCACAGCGUGGUGCACACGGGCGAGAAACCGUUCACCUGCCACGUAUGCGGCGCCCGCUUCAGCCUGAACAACAAUUUGAAGCGACACCUGCGCAUCCACACCGGUGAGAAACCUUUCACCUGCAAGGAUUGCGGCAAGAGCUUCUCGGAUAACAACAAGCUCAAGUCGCACAUGCUGGUGCAUGGAGCCCGGAAGCCUUUCAUGUGCGACCUAUGCGGAAAGACCUUCCUCUUCAACUGCCGCCUGCAGAUCCACCAGAAAUACGUACACACCAAAGCGGACGACAAACCCAAGGCGUUCCCUCCGAGGCAGAGGAACAAGCUUCUUGUCAAGCCGUACAGCUGCAAAAUCUGCCUGGCCAGCUUCAGUGCGGCCUGCUCGCUCAAGCUCCACGAGAAGGGCCACAGCGAGCAUAAGGAGUUCUCCUGCGCUUUGUGCGGCAAGGCCUUCCACAACAAGUACUCGUUCCGCUCACACCAGCGUUCGCACUCGGGCGAGAAGCCCUUCGUGUGCGAAGUGUGCGGCAAGGGAUUCAUUCACGCCGGUAGCCUCAAGCAGCACGAGCGCAUCCACACGGGCGAGAAGCCGUACAAGUGCGAGCAGUGCGGCAAGGACUUUCGCACCGACGGGAACUUCUACCGUCACCUGCGCAUCCACACGGGAGAGAAGCCCUUCGAGUGCGCCUAUUGCCAUCGCAAGUUCCACCAGUCCAACCAGCUCAAGUCACACUUGCAGGUGCACACGGGCCAGAAGCUCUACUCGUGCCAGACAUGCGGACGUGGAUUCUCCGACUCCAGGCAGCUCAAGAAGCACAGCUGUGACGGAACUGUCGUCCCUGCAUUGUUGGCAUAAUAAUAAUGUUGGCUGGUAAUAAGAAUAUGCAACACCUUUUUCUUUUGUGGAAAUAAAACAGAUUUUUUUCCCCCUAGAAUAACAAUUCUACAGGGGGCCCGCGCUGUAUAAACUUGAAAAACUAUAUUAUCAAAAAAGUAAUGAAAUAAAUAUCUGCCAAGGAAAUGGAAAAAUCUAACUUGACUUGGUUCCAAGGGUUGAGGAGUGAAACCACAUCCUCGGGGUUGGAGAGAACCACUCUAUCACUGAGGAAUGUCACCCCGGAUAGUUUAAAGCAUAGAUUUGACAUUCUGAAGAGGUCCUAAACCUAGAUUUAGAUAUAGUCUCAAAUUCCCUUGAAAAUGUGUGUUGCAUGAAACUGACAUUAAUAAUCCCAAAAUGACAAAUCUACUAUUUUCUUAAUGUAUUUUUCAUUUGAAAAAAAUGAAAUCUUACUGUUUUAAAUAUUUUAAUACAAUAUAAGAGUAUGAUUUAUAACAUUGCUAGUUGAGUAUGUUUUGGAGAAUGUACAAAAUAACGUUUAUUUUGAAAGUUUGGAACCUUUAUUUUGAAAUCCUCGAGUCUAACGACCUUCCUGUUGGGUUCUGUUUGCGAACUAACCGAAGAGAGAGAUAAUCUACAAUAAAUUCCAUAUACCAUG
Molecule: messenger RNA, 3157 nt
Organism: Syngnathus typhle (broad-nosed pipefish)
Lineage: Eukaryota; Metazoa; Chordata; Actinopteri; Syngnathiformes; Syngnathidae
Product: oocyte zinc finger protein XlCOF6-like
Exons: 5
Coding region: 151-2517 (788 amino acids)
Biological process (GO): negative regulation of transcription by RNA polymerase II; regulation of immune system process; regulation of cytokine production
Source: RefSeq, a predicted model, not a curated record